This is a messenger RNA of Hemicordylus capensis (graceful crag lizard), 1751 nucleotides long. RefSeq names its product neural cell adhesion molecule 1-like. Lineage: Eukaryota; Metazoa; Chordata; Lepidosauria; Squamata; Cordylidae. Gene Ontology annotation, cellular component: neuron projection. The transcript has 9 exons. The record is from RefSeq and is a predicted model, not a curated record. Bases 17 to 1144 code for a protein of 375 amino acids.
AUCAUAUGCCAAUAACAUGGGACCAGGGAGAUUUCUCAUCUUCAUGCUUGCUGCAGGGGCUGUCCACUGUGAAAAGGCAUCUCUGGAGAUUAUUCCCAUCAAUGGGGAUGUGCAGAAGGGGGAACCGGCAUUUUUCAUUUGCAAAGUGAAACGAGGUGGGGAAACCGAGUUAACCUGGUAUGACCCAUCCGGGGAAGAAAUCUUAGAGGACUCAGAAGAACCAUACAAGAGGAAGGAGAUUGAUGAACUAUCUGUGGGGCUGAAUAUGACACUUUCUGACCCAGAGAAGGGUGGGACCUUCCAGUGCAAGGGGGAUUUUGACUCUGGCCUUGCUACUGCCCAGAUCCAAAUCCGUGUGAUCCAGAGACCCACAUUUGUGACCAAGAUGGCCUCUGAGAAGGAAAUAACAGAGAAGGGAAAAGUAGACUUCAGCUGUUCAGCCACAGGAAUCCCACAACCAACCAUUAAAUGGAUCUUUCAAAACCAGGACAUCAGUCCUUCUGAACGUAUCUCUGUUGAAAGAGGCAGCCUGGAGAUAAAAAACAUUCAACCCUCAGAUGCUGGAAACUACAGCUGCAAAGCUAGCAUCGAAGAGCGGAAAGAAGUGGCUUUCACACAUGUCACACUCAAGGUGAAAUUCGCUCCCAGGAUAGAGCUCCCCACAGGUGACCCGCUUGUCAUUCCAGCUGGGAAUUCCAUCAAAUAUAACUUCACUGUCCUGGCCAACCCCUCCCCUUCUGUCACUCUCUCUUGGAAGGAGAAGGUUUUCAAGGAUGAGGACAUCAAGCUGGUGGCAAAGGACCAAUCUAUCUAUAUAUUUGCUGUUGAGUUCCCUUCACCAUCAGAAGCCAGUAUUUCAGAAGCUGUAAUCACAGCAGUGAAUGAGCUGGGCCAAAAGGAGAGGAAACUCACUAUUAAAGAAGAGAUCCCAAGGAAAGGACUGGGAAUAGGUACCAUCUUGGCCAUUGUGUUGGUGGUCCUUCUGUUGGUCUUGCUGGUGAUCGAUGUGUGCUGCUACUACAAGCGCCAGCGAGGCUUGCUGAUGUGCCUGCGAUCACACAUACAGGGCAAAACGUUGUCUGGGACAAGUACAGAAAACAACAGGAAAGGCACUGUGGUGAACGUCUCCGGCAUUGAAGCCUGAUGAGUCGAUGCUGAUUGGCUUUGAGAUUGGGUGGCUCAAGAGUGCUUGGAUGGAGCCCAAACCCAGGCUGUUCCAGGACCCAGAGCCUCCCCACUCCAAAAAAGACUACUUCCUUCUUUCCAGGCACAUCAUAGCUCUCUCCAUCCUCUUUAUCACUGCUAGGCCUCUGAUCACUGCUAGGCCUCACUCCACUAGAAACAGUAACAGAUAGGGGCCAUGGCGUCCUGCUUGCCAUAAUCUCUUACAGGUAUUUGAUGAUCAUCUUCUUCCUUGGACAGGACCAGAAUCCUUAUUGUCCCUCCACUCCAGUACUGGUUCCAUUUGGAAUGGUGGUGAAUAUGUGCACGGCUGCAUCUCUAGAUGUUGCUUAGCUACAGCCAAUGAGAUUCUAUGAUUCAACUGACAUGGCAAUAAGGAUGCUCUCACCCACUUCCCUGAUUGUCAUUAAACCCCACUCUGUCCCUGUCCUCCCACGAAGCUGGUAUUUGUAGGAAUGAGCUUCAAGAAUCGGAUUGCAACCACCCAUUCCAUCAUAAUGGGGCAAAAUGGAGUUGGAUGACUCAUAAAGCUAGAAAGAUGAAGUUGGUGUUGGAAAUGAUUCAAUAAU